AUGUUCGCUAUCAUCUUUGCUACCCUCGCUGCCGUCGCCACCGCGGCUCCCGUUUGCAGCCCCGCCGCCCAGGCCUCGUCUGCCGCCGCCCAGGCCUCGCCUUCCGCCAUUGCGCCCGUCCUGGCCGCUGCCCCUGCUGCCGCCUCCGUCGACGGCGCCACCAUCAACGGUGACGCUACCUUCUACGCCACCGGCCUCGGUGCUUGCGGCUGGACCAACUCGGACUCGGAGGAUGUCGUCGCCAUCAACGCCCCCAUGUGGGAUGCUGGCAAGCACUGCGGUGCCUACGUCACCAUCACUGGUCCCGCCGGCACCGCCCAGGCCAAGGUCGUCGACCUGUGCCCUGGCUGCGCUUCGGGUGACCUCGACAUGUCGCCGACCCUCUUCACCCAGGUCAUUGGUGACCAGGGCAUCGGCCGCGCCAAGAUGGACUGGUCGUUCACUGGCGCCGUUGACGCCGCCGCUGCUCCCAACGCCCACGCCCUCGCUGGCCUCCAGUAA
Messenger RNA from Cutaneotrichosporon cavernicola, 501 nucleotides. RefSeq lists its product as uncharacterized. Bases 1 to 501 code for a protein of 166 amino acids. NCBI's taxonomy places the organism in Eukaryota, Fungi, Basidiomycota, Tremellomycetes, Trichosporonales, Trichosporonaceae. The record is from RefSeq and is a predicted model, not a curated record. The transcript has a single exon.